Molecule: messenger RNA, 300 nt
Organism: Caenorhabditis remanei
Lineage: Eukaryota; Metazoa; Nematoda; Chromadorea; Rhabditida; Rhabditidae
Exons: 2
Coding region: 1-300 (99 amino acids)
Source: RefSeq, a predicted model, not a curated record
AUGAGAAGCGCACAAAUGGCUCAAAAAGCUCAGUUAGCUCCACAAAUGGCUGCUCCUAUCCCAGCGGAUCCUUAUCAACAGUAUCUUCAAUAUCAGAUGUAUCAACAAAUGGAUAUGCCACAAGUGGCAGCAUACGCCCCUUUUGCAAUGUAUAGUCCGGUUUAUAGAGGUCAAACGCCAGUAGCUCCUCCACCAUUCCAAGCUGCUCGUCCUGCUCCCGUUCAAUAUCAUCCAAUGGCUUAUUAUCAUCAUACUCAAGCAGGACAACCACCAAUUCGUAAAAAGUCAGCAAUGACCUAA